ACUACUGCAUGCAUUCAGAUGUGGGCAGAGUAGAGGAUGGCCCUAACACAGCAGGCCAGACUGUCCUUCAGACUGCAUUUAAACCGCUGCUAUUAACUAUUAGAGGGUUUGUUCUUUAAAGGGUCCUGCUAUAGGGGUGUAUAGCCUGGCCGACUCCACCCCCGUGAUUGAAAUGCUUUAUAAAUGCAGGAGCAGCGUGCCCACAGCAGCGAGUGAAAGCUUAUUGGUGCCCCUGAACAUGAAGGGACUGAGCUUGGUUCUCCUUGUGUUUCUCCUGAUGUUUACAGUCGGGGAGGGCAUAGAUCACGAACUGCAAUACUGGACAUGUGGGCAUAGAGGACUCUGCAGGCGGUUCUGCUAUGCUCAGGAGUACAUUGUCCAUCAUCAUGGGUGCCCUCGAAGAUACAGGUGCUGUGCCAUACGGUCCUAACACCUUCCUGGCAUCAGCUGGAGUCUACAGCACAUCACAAUGACCCUCUAAGUGCAGUGUUAUUUUGAAAAUGAGCACUUUUGCUGUGAAUUUCCCAUCUUUAACCAGCCCUCAUUUGACAUGAAACUGUGUUCUUGGCUUGGAAAUGAUUGUGUGAUUUAUUCUGCCUCUCAAAGUUGAAGAAAAAAAAUACUUUUUGAAAUUGAGUGUUACUAAUAAAG
Molecule: messenger RNA, 651 nt
Organism: Dunckerocampus dactyliophorus (ringed pipefish)
Lineage: Eukaryota; Metazoa; Chordata; Actinopteri; Syngnathiformes; Syngnathidae
Gene: defbl2
Product: defensin, beta-like 2
Exons: 4
Coding region: 173-430 (85 amino acids)
Source: RefSeq, a predicted model, not a curated record